GAAUCCUCGUUCACUCGAAUGAGUCAGUCAAUUCGUUCGGCUCGGCCGCGAACGACCCAUACAGCUAGUGGGCAAGGCUGCUGCGAGGUUUACAGCACACAGCAGAAGCGAAAAAAGGCUAAAAGGUCACCGGUGAACCGUGUGGGGCCAUGCUAAAGUUCAUAACUAGUUGAUCAUUCAACGCCGGGGUGAGAGCUGUCAAACUGCACGGAAGACCAUGAGCGGGAAUCGAGAUCUCAGUUUCGAUCCUAAAGAGCACCAGCAUCUGCGUUACAACCCGCUGAGAGACAGCUGGGUCCUGGUUUCGGCUCACCGGAUGAAGAGACCCUGGGCUGGGCAGGUAGAAAAACCCUCUGAAGAGCACGUACCCAGAUAUGAUCCCCGCAACCCUCUCUGUCCUGGCAACACAAGAGCAAACGGAGAGGUAAAUCCAAGCUAUGACAGCACCUUUGUGUUUGAAAACGACUUCCCUGCUCUUCAGUCGGAUGCUCCAGAUCCUGGCCCGGAUCAACAUCCACUGUUCCAGUCGAAGGCUGCAAGAGGUGUUUGUAAGGUGAUGUGUUUCCACCCCUGGUCUGACGUCACCCUCCCUCUGAUGAAAAAAGAAGAGGUUGUCAAAGUGAUCGAUAAGUGGGCUGAGCUUUUGGAUGAACUGGGUGCUACAUACCCAUGGGUUCAGAUCUUUGAAAAUAAGGGGGCUAUGAUGGGUUGUUCGAAUCCCCACCCUCACUGCCAGGUGUGGGCCAGCAACUUCCUGCCCAACGAGCCGGCUCUGUCAGACCGCUGCCAAAGAGCGUACUAUGAGAAACACGGAGAGCCGCUGCUGGUGCAGUACGCCAAACAAGAAGCAGAGAAAAAGGAGCGUGUGGUGGUGGAGAAUUCUGAUUGGUUGGUGGUGGUCCCGUACUGGGCAACGUGGCCCUACCAGACAUUGCUGUUGCCACAACGACACGUCCUCAGAAUCAAUGAACUGACAGCGGGGGAGAGAGAGAGUCUGGCAGCCAUCAUGAAGCAACUGCUGACUAAGUACGACAACCUCUUUGAAAUCUCUUUCCCGUACUCAAUGGGCUGGCACGGAGCCCCAACUGGCCUUCAUCUAAAAGAAGACAACUCCCACUGGCAACUUCACGCACAUUACUAUCCCCCUCUGCUGCGUUCAGCCACAGUUAAAAAGUUCAUGGUGGGGUACGAGAUGCUCGCCCAGGAGCAAAGGGAUCUAACUCCAGAACAGGCUGCUCAGAAGUUAAGAAAUCUUCCAGAAGAUCACUAUAAAACAAGAGAGAGCCAUGAAAAAGAAGAAAAGAAGAAAUGAAACAAUCCACUAUGUUCUUGAUGGAGGUCUGCAGAUUUUGGACAGAUUAUGUCUGAACACUAAUAAUGACAGCACAUACAUCUAAAACUAAUGUUAAUCGAGUCUCCUCUGUUGUCGUCGUCUGCACACACACAGUCGUGAAGAUUCAGGCUUGACAACAGAACAGAAUUCUGCCAGGAGCUUUCCAUUCAUGACAAAAAGCAAAUUCUUUGCUCAGAAGUACAAAACUUGCUAAAUUGAAAGUCAGUUUUUGCUAACACACUGCUUAGUAUGCAUUUAAACCCCACUACAGGUAUUAAAAAACUAAAAUUAAUAAUGACUCUUCUGUGUGUUUUAACUGCUGUUAAAGGAAGACUUGAAAUAUGACCUAUUUUAAGUAUUGUUUCUGCUGGGAUUAUGAACUUGGAAUAAAAUUAUAUGAAACCUA
This is a messenger RNA of Fundulus heteroclitus (mummichog), 1739 nucleotides long. RefSeq names its product galactose-1-phosphate uridylyltransferase (gene galt). Bases 218 to 1312 code for a protein of 364 amino acids. Gene Ontology annotation, molecular function: UDP-glucose:hexose-1-phosphate uridylyltransferase activity; zinc ion binding. NCBI's taxonomy places the organism in Eukaryota, Metazoa, Chordata, Actinopteri, Cyprinodontiformes, Fundulidae. Gene Ontology annotation, cellular component: cytoplasm. Gene Ontology annotation, biological process: beta-D-galactose catabolic process via UDP-galactose, Leloir pathway. The record is from RefSeq and is a predicted model, not a curated record. The transcript has 12 exons.